AUGCACAAGCAGAACAACGUCUCAGAUGAUGCCCUAAGGUUGAGGGUGUUCAAGUACUCACCGGCUGGGGAAGCAAGGAAAUGGCUUCAAAAUUUGCCACCAAAUUCCAUUCAUUCUUGGCCUGAACUUGUCCGAGCAUUCUUAGCUAAAUGGUUCCCGCAAAGCAAGAAAUCUGAGCUCCGGGAUAAAAUUUUCUUUUUCAAGCAACUACCGGGAGAACAUCUACAUGAGGCAUGGGAUCGAUUCAAGUUAUAUUUGGUGAGGUCACCUAAUCAUGGUUUUUCGGAUUCUAUCUUGUUGGAGAAAUUUUACAUGGGUUUAGAUGCUAUGAACCAAUCUAUAGCCAAGAAUGCAGCUGAUGGAUCUUUUAUGGAUAAGACAUUUGCAAGGAUCACACAAAUCCUUGACAAAAUGGCAAAACAUAACCAAGCUUGGCACUCAGAGGACACCACAGGUGGAAUUGCAUAUGGUACUCCCUCCUUGACCAACAUGAUUAAGGAGAACCAAGAAAGAGAUCAAGUAAUUGCAGGGCUAGCCACCAAUGUCAAUGUGUUGACAAAGAUGUUCACUGAAAGCCAAACGAAGAAGGUAAAUGUGGUGGAAGAUUUUCAACCCACAUCAAAUGAAGAUUAUGAGGAAGCAAACUAUGUCAACAACUCUCAAGGAGGCUAUCAAAUGCAACAAUACCAAGGUCAAGGACAACAAAAUCAAUGGAGGCCUAACCGCAAGGGCAAGAGUUCAAACCCUUAUGUUCCACCAAAGGGGCAAUAUUCAAAUCAAGGUUCGUCAAGUGAUUCCAAGUUGGAAACCAUGCUUGAACGAGUACUGCAAAAUCAAGAAAGGUCCGACACUUCAAUAAGAAAUAUGACCGAACUUGUCGGUUCUCAUACCGCAUCCAUUCAAAAAUUGGAUAUGUAA
Molecule: messenger RNA, 918 nt
Organism: Nicotiana attenuata
Lineage: Eukaryota; Viridiplantae; Streptophyta; Magnoliopsida; Solanales; Solanaceae
Exons: 2
Coding region: 1-918 (305 amino acids)
Source: RefSeq, a predicted model, not a curated record